UUAAUCACCUCUGGGUUUUUAUCUUUUCUUAAACAAACCAAAAAACAGACAAUUUUGAAAAAAAAAUGUUUUUUCUUAGUUUUUGUUAUAAAAUUUUGUAAAUAAGUGAUUUUCCUCCUUCACUGAUGUGCGCUAAUGAGGCUGCAGUGAUGGGCACUGAUAGGUGGUACUGAUUGACAUUAAUAGGUGGCACUGACUGGCACUGAUGGGUGACACUGAAAGGCAGCUCAGAUGGGCAAUGAUAUAUGGCAU
This is a messenger RNA of Staurois parvus, 252 nucleotides long. The record is from the annotation of a GenBank genome assembly. Lineage: Eukaryota; Metazoa; Chordata; Amphibia; Anura; Ranidae.